Trypanosoma grayi is the source of this 3138-nucleotide messenger RNA. RefSeq names its product calcium-transporting ATPase. The record is from RefSeq and is a predicted model, not a curated record. Gene Ontology annotation, cellular component: membrane; intracellular membrane-bounded organelle. The transcript has a single exon. NCBI's taxonomy places the organism in Eukaryota, Euglenozoa, Kinetoplastea, Trypanosomatida, Trypanosomatidae. Gene Ontology annotation, molecular function: ATP binding; ATP hydrolysis activity; P-type calcium transporter activity. Bases 1 to 3138 code for a protein of 1045 amino acids.
AUGCAACACGAGCCCGCCGUGGUGCAUAUUCACAGUGGUGGGGUGCGUGAGAAGGCUGCGGAUGGACCCGCGCAGCGUCUCGCAAAUAUUGUAGGUCACAAGCGGUUGGACCUGUUUGUCUCUGAGAUAGGGGGCCACCAUGGGCUGCUGNGUCUGUUUGAUGUCCGCUCAGAGGACCCCAAAGCGUGGAGCGGAGCUGCUGCCUUUCGUGGUGGUGUGUUAGCCGGCUCUGUGCCGGAGCGGCGUCAACGUUUUGGCGCUAACAGGCUGCCACGCGUUCAGAAAAAGACUGUGUGGAAUUUCAUUAAAGAGUCAGUCGCAGAAGACAGAAUACUGCAACUCCUCAUUGCCUCUGCGGUUUUGUCCAUUGUGCUCGGCCUCACUACGCCAGACUACCGUGAAGGGAAGGUAGAUAUGAGUACAGGGUGGGUGGAAGGUGCGGCUAUAUUUGUUUCUGUCUUCAUUGUUGUUUCGCUGAGUGCGUUGAACAAUUACAAAAAGCAGGAGCAGUUCUCAAAUGUCAUUGAGCGAGAUGAUCAGACCCGACGGCGUGUGCUUGUAUGGCGCUACGAGUCUCUCGCAGGUGAUGAACUUGGUUUGCGUAGUAUGGAGGUGCGCAGCGAAGACAUUGUGGUUGGUGACGUUGUGCAGAUUUCAGCCGGAAUGGAGUUGGGCUUUGACGCGAUUUUGUUCGACGAUUGUCACGUUGUGUGUGACGAGUGUAACGUGACGGGCGAGAGCGAUGAGGUACUCAAGGAUAUGAAUCAUGACCCUUUCUUGAUUAGCGGUUCCAGCAUUCUUGAUGGAUCAUCGGAGGCUGUAGCGAUCGUCUGUGCAGUAGGAGAGAGCAGCUUUGCUGGGGAAAUCGCCAUGGCUAUUCAGAAUACUGAGAAGAAUAACACACCGCUCCAGGAUCAGCUCGAGUCGAUGGCGGAGCGAAUUGGUAAGUUUGGUCUCUUGGCGGCCAUCUUUACCUUUGUUGCGCUUUUCCUCAAGGAGACUUACAAUGUGGUGGUGCACGGCAGUCCAUUCUUUGCCAUGAAGUUUUUCGAGAACCUCACAACUGCUAUCGCUAUCGUUGUGGUGGCAGUGCCGGAGGGACUGCCACUCUCCGUAACUAUUUCACUUGCUUACUCAAUGCGACGCAUGCUGCAGGACGGAAAUUUGGUGCGGCACCUUGCGGCGUGUGAGACGAUGGGUGGCGCGACGGUGUUAUGCACAGAUAAGACAGGUACCAUCACGUCCCCUAACGUGAAACUGGUGCGUGUCUUCUUUGAGGGACGUAACCAUGAGCGUCACAACGAUACUUUCAAUAGACCAGGCCUUCAGUCAGAAGCAAUUGUAACCGCUUCAUCCGUGAGGACGGCCACGCAGUUAAUGGAGUGCGUUGCAAUUAGUGCCUUGGAUCCUGAGUUGGGGCGGGCACAAACUAAAACUGCAGAGGCCCUGAUGCAGUUGGAUUCAAACAUUUGUAUUGCCUCUGAGGGAGGGUCCGUGGCACCAUUUUCCUACAAUGUUGAUCCAUUGCUGGCUAUCAUGCGGGAUAAAACAUGCUGUGCACGAUUCCCUUUCAGCUCUUUCCAGAAGAAGAGCACAACAGUCAUUAAGCAUCCGAGCGGGGUUGUGCAGGAGUAUGUGUGCGGAGCCCCAGAGAUUGUGCUGGAGAGGUGUCAGAACACGAUGCUAGAGGAUGGUCGCCUGGAGCCACUUGAUGCCAAGAGGCGUGCCUACUACGAGAGUGUAGUGCGCAGCUACGCGCAGGCUGGCCUUCGUACAGUGUGCUGCGCCUACGGAGAUGUGCAACACACGGAGGCCGCUAUGCCACAUGCCCCGCCUAAUAUACCGUUAAAUUUUCUGGCAGUGAUUGCACUGGAGGAGGUUAUUCGAUCAGAAGUGCCCAGGGCACUAAGUAUGUGCGCCCGCGCUGGGCUGCGCGUGAUCAUGAUCACUGGUGACGCACUGCUCACGGCCAUCAACAUCGCAAGCCGCUCCGGUCUCCUACGGAUCCCAGAGACCACCAACAGUGAGGACCUAGGAGCCUGCCCCUCUUCCCCCCUUGUCGAUACACUGAUAACAGGUGGCUAUGUGGUGGAUGGGCCAGUCUUUCGAAGCCUCAGCGAUAGCGAGAUACUGAAUAGAUACAUUGGAAACAUCUGUGUUUUGGCCCGCGCAACGCCUCUCGAUAAGAAACGUCUACUGCAAUUGUUGAAGCGGUAUGAUCCUCUUGCCGUUGUGGCAGUGACAGGUGAUGGCACCAACGACGCUCCGGCACUCAAGAUGAGUGACGUUGGGUUUGCGAUGAAUAGCGGUAGCGAUGUGGCAAAGAGAGCUUCUGAUAUUCUCCUCCUCAACGACAACUUUGCCGGAAUGGUGAGCGCGACUAUGUGGGGUCGAAAUGUGAAGGACAACAUCCGGAAGUUCUUGCAGUUCCAACUGACUGUGAACUGCGUGGCAUGUCUUGUAGCUUUUUGUGGGGCGCUAAUGAACGAGCAGAAUCUCUCGCCGCUGAAGCCGGUGCAGUUGCUGUGGCUAAAUCUUAUUAUGGAUACGCUGGCGGCGCUGGCGCUGGCGACGGAGUUGCCAUCUGAAUCGACGCUUCUUUCACGACCACCUGAGCCGCGCAGCGCACCUGUCAUUCUGCCAAGCAUGUGGUUUCAGGUGGCAACUCAAGGUUGCUUUCAAUUGUUCUCACAGUUAUACAUGCUUAGCUCCGGUUGUAGAUUAUUCACAAAUGAAGACACUUCAAAGAAAGGGCGCCUCUCGAGCUCAGAAAUUGAAUAUUUUGGACCGAAACAUCUCUCUAUUGUGUUUAAUCUGUUUGUGUUGAUGCAGGUGAUGAAUUUCUUUAACGCCCGCCUUUUGGAUCGAGGGGAAAGCUUCUUUGGACGCUGUGAAGACAGCUCAGGCUUGCUGUUUAUUGUAUUCAUAAUUGUACUUGUGCAGGUGUUUAUUGUGCAGUGUGGUGGUCGCUUCAUGUCAACUGUUCCAUUAAGCAUGAACGAGUGGCUUUUCUGUACACUCUAUGCAAGUGGAAGCCUCGUCGUUGGGGCCUUGUCCCGCUUCUGGUGGUGGCGGUGGCGUGGAAGAGUUCUGAAUGUCGGCUGCAGUGAUGAUGCGUUCGCUGCUCGGCAGCGGUAG